CACCUAGUGCUGAUUUGCACCACGGUAUCAGUUUUGCUAACGCCCAAUCGUGCUUGUUUCUAACCUUACAGCUCACUUCAGUCAGUCCAAUCGAUCCUUCAAGUUCCCGAUGGGUCCGGUUUACGUACCUAGUGUACCAUGCUUGGCAACGGUACAGUACGGUACGUUGAGUAACGCCACUGUCAGCCGAUGAUCGCUUCUCGGCGGACGCGCAACCCGAGCUCUCUCGCGUCUGUGAUUAGUGCAGCCCCUGAACUCUACCAGAAAAAAAAAGUCCACCCCUGAUUAAUCUUGCAAAUGCGCCCGAAGCUUUACUUUUCCUCCUGACUUCCAGCUCAUCAGUCGCUCCUUUCUGCUCUUUGCAUCUUUCCCUCUGCCAAACCGCCCAUACCCAACAAGUGUCGAUUCCAGCGCAUCCGGGACACCGUUAAACCAUCGCAAGCUGUCCCGUUGGCUCCGUACAACGCCGCCACCAUGCCCGGCCGGACGCUACCGACCUUCACCCUCGCAGAGGUCGAAUCGCACAAUUCAGACAAAUCCUGCUUCGUGACCCUGGGGCGCAAUGUCUACGACGUGACCGACUUCCUCGACUCGCACCCCGGCGGCGCCGACCUGGUGCUCGAGUACGCCGGCAAAGACAUCACGGCCAUCCUCAAGGACGAGUCGUCGCACGCGCAUUCCGACGCCGCCUACGAGGUGCUCAGCGACUCUCUGGUCGGCUUCCUCGUGUCUUCACCCACCACCACCAACAGCAACAGCUCCAACUCCAAGCCCAACAACACCAACGCCAAUGGCAAUAGCAAACCGCCGAUUCUAGAAGACGGCCUCGAGGCGGUGCAGGACGCCAACGGGAACUGGGUGCACCCUCGCACGGGCAUGUCAUGCGAGGAGGACCUGACCAAAGACACCGACAUUGCGUCAGACUACAAGACGCACAAGUUCCUCGACCUCAGCCGGCCGCUGUUCCCCCAGGUCUGGUUCGGCAAUUUCUCCAAGGAGUUCUACCUCGACCAGGUUCAUCGGCCGCGCCACUACAAGGCCGGCGCUUCGGCCCCGCUCUUUGGAAACUUCCUUGAACCCUUGACAAAGACACCCUGGUGGGUGAUUCCCAUCGUCUGGCUGCCGCCGGUGGGGUAUGGACUGUAUCUGGCGAGUAAGGGGUUUAGCAGUCCGCUUGGGGAGGUGGGCUGUUUUGUGCUGGGGUUGUUUUUCUGGACGAUUGCCGAGUAUGGGCUGCAUAGGUUUUUGUUUCAUUUGGAUUACUACCUCCCCGACAACCGCAUCGGCAUCACCCUCCACUUCACCCUACACGGCAUCCAUCACUACCUGCCCAUGGACCGGUACCGGCUGGUGAUGCCGCCGGUGCUGUUCGCCGCGCUGGCGGCGCCCUUCUGGAAGCUUGCGCACGCCGUCUUCUUCUGGGACUGGCACAUUGCCACGGCCGUCUACUGCGGCGGCAUCUUUGGCUACAUUUGCUACGACCUGACGCACUACUUCCUCCACCACCAGAACCUCCCGCUGUGGUGGAAGCAGCUCAAGAAGUACCACCUCGAGCACCACUUUCUGGAUUAUGAGAACGGCUUUGGCGUCACCAGCCCCUUUUGGGACAAGGUCUUUGGCACUGAGAUCAAGCCGAAGGAUAAGAGGGUUUAAACAUGUUUAAUGAUGGGGGUGAUGUAGAUUUGUAUAACUUUGUAAUGAGUCGACGUAAAUAACAUGGCAGCUCCACGCUGGUUGGUGUAUGCGGUGUGGGACGGUCAUGAGGAAUUGCAGUGGUUUUGGCUCAGCUUCGAUCCAGUUGAGGCAGAGCAUAUGGUCUCGGGAGCUAUUCUCCUCUCAAAGGCUGAUUCUGUAUAGCGAUGCUAUUCAAGCAACCCUAAUCCAUAAUGUGCAGUGUAACCUUGUCAGAUGCUCAAGCGCUAUGUCUGCGUUGAAAGAUAAUAGUGUCCGGCAUCAAGUC
This is a messenger RNA of Canariomyces notabilis, 1960 nucleotides long. RefSeq names its product Inositolphosphorylceramide-B hydroxylase. Gene Ontology annotation, molecular function: iron ion binding; fatty acid 2-hydroxylase activity; heme binding. Gene Ontology annotation, cellular component: membrane; endoplasmic reticulum. The record is from RefSeq and is a predicted model, not a curated record. The transcript has 2 exons. The coding region runs from base 475 to 1653 and encodes 392 amino acids. Gene Ontology annotation, biological process: lipid biosynthetic process; fatty acid metabolic process. Lineage: Eukaryota; Fungi; Ascomycota; Sordariomycetes; Sordariales; Chaetomiaceae.